Molecule: messenger RNA, 3681 nt
Organism: Pieris rapae (cabbage white)
Lineage: Eukaryota; Metazoa; Arthropoda; Insecta; Lepidoptera; Pieridae
Product: nicalin
Exons: 10
Coding region: 131-1774 (547 amino acids)
Biological process (GO): regulation of signal transduction
Cellular component (GO): endoplasmic reticulum membrane
Source: RefSeq, a predicted model, not a curated record
GACAAAAGUGUCAUUGACCGAGUUAAAAUAUCACGACUUACGAAUAAGGUUUCGUGUAAUUGGAUUGUUGUAUUAAAAACUGAUUUUAUGAAUUAAUUUCAUUAAUAAGAAACCAGCACCAGUCUUCAAAAUGUGGCUCGAUCAAGCAGAUGGAUUUGAUGAAAUAUUUAAGGGAUAUUUGCCUUAUUAUUUACUAGUAAUGUUUCCAAUUUUGAUUAUAAUGUCUCCGGUCAAUCCCGUUGCAGCUUCUCAUGAAUUUUCCGUGUAUAGAAUGCAACAAUACGAUCUUCACACAGUGCCCCAUGGAUGUCGCAGUGCAAGCUUCAACCUGGAAGGCAGAUCCCUUACUUCAUGGAGUACUUCUCGUCAUUGUGUGGUAGCAAGAAUCCAAGACAUCACAAUUGAGCAGUUUAUUGACAUCAGAAGCAAAGCUGGUGCUCUCUUGCUUGUGCUUCCUAAAAAUGAUACUGUUUUGACUGAUGAUGAGAAAGAGCACAUUUAUCUACUAGAAGCAGUUAUGGCUCAACAAGAGAUUAACUUGCCAGUCUACUUUGCUGAGUGGACUUCAGACUUUGAGUAUAUCAUCAAAGACCUACAACAUAGCUUUAUAACUGAUGAAAAAUCUGGAACUGCACUUGAAGCAAUGUUUAAUACCGUAUCAUCUAAUGGAUAUCAGAUAGUUGUGUCAACAUCAGCUGUGCAGAAAUUAGACUCAAAACCAACAUCACUGCAUGGAAAGUUAGUUGGUCGAGCUCCCUCUUCCCAAACUAUAGUGAUUGCUGCUCAUUAUGAUGCAUCAAGUGUUGUUCCAGAGUUAUCCUUCGGCGCUGAUUCCAACGCAUCGGGUGUCGUCGCACUACUGGAAUUAGCACGCGUUUUUUCACGACUAUACGGCAGUGCAGCAGUGCGCGGUGGUCCCUCUAUUCUCUUUGUGUUGGUGUCAACUGGACAUUCUCUGAAUUAUUUUACGACUAAGAAAUGGCUUGAAGAGCACUUGGAUACAGCUGAUUCGUCAUUAUUGCAGGAUGUUUCAUUUGUAAUGUGCCUGGACUCAAUAUCUUCCGGUCCACUUACAAUGCACGUGUCUAAACCGCCUAAACCCGGCACCGCGGCCCAUUCGAUCAAGUCUCGUCUCUCAGCGCCCUUCGUUCACAAGAAGAUCAACCUGGCUGACGAAUUACUCGCUUGGCAUCACGAACGAUUCAGUAUUAGACGGAUGACCGCGUUUACAUUAAGUUCUUUGCAGAGUCACAAGGAGGCACGCAAGUCAUCCCUUCUAGACUCAUACCAAGAAACAUCUAUGGACACAUUAGUAGAAAAUAUACGGAUUACGGCGCGUGCGCUCGCCUCUCACGUGUAUGACGUCACGAAUGAAACUAGUGGGGAGGACUCGGCCAUGUUUGAUGAGGCUUUGAACGUAGAUGAAGCUUCAGUGCGCAGUUGGUACAAAUACUUAUCGUCACAGGCGCGGGCGCCUCAUAUACUUACUGCUAGUACUGGAGGUGUGAACGCUGCAUUGGAGAGAGCAAUGUCUCGUUACAUGGAGGUCACCAGUUCGAUUCACGUUGUAGACAAAAGGGAACCCGAGUAUACAUUGUACGGACCAACGAAAGCUGUAUUAUAUGUUUAUAGUGUAAAACCAGCAGUGUUCGAUCUCAUUCUCACUUUGGCGAUAAUCGCCUAUCUAUCUCUAGUCUACUUUGCUAUACAAAUAUUCCCGCGUUUCUAUACGGAAUACGCAAAAAUUGUUACUGGUAAGGAGAAAGUGUACUAAGUCUUUAGGCCUCUUUAGUUCAGUAGUGCCAACGCAAGCGUGCUUCAAAUAAAACGACCUAUGUGAUUAAAAAAUUCGACAGCUCAAAUUCUUAAAAAUCAUGUUUUAUUACUCUGUUUAAACUAAAAAACUCUUGUCUUUUAAUGGCGUAAAAACUAUUUUAGAGAUAAAAGACUAUUGAAGUAUUAGACACUCAAAUAUUUGGUUCAUUUAACAUGUGAUCAUACACUUUGAAAAAUGUAUAUAAAACAUAAAUUUAUAAGUUUAAUUAUAAAUAGAAGCAAUACGCUCGAACAAUUGAACUAAGAGAUGGCCGAAUUGUAUUUUUUUAACACCAUAGACAAAUAAUAGAGAUAUUUAUCUGCCACCAAUGAUAAUGGUGGCAAACAAGUUUUGUCCUGCUCAUACAAAUACUAUGUAUUGUCUCAGUUUUGCAAAUUUCUAGGAUUCUCUAUUGUUCGUCUUUGGUCUACUAUCAAUGCUAUCAACAAUGAUAUGUGAUUCAACCAAAAACUUUUUUAAAACGAGUUCGAUAUUAAUAUAUAUUGGAAAACAUGAACUAAGCAUAUUAAAAGACAUUGACUUGAAAGCCUAUUUUUAAAGAGCAAUUUAAUUUAUUCUAUAACCUAUCACCGUGUUACAGCCUCUUAAACGGAAUAAAAAUUAUUAUGAAAAAUAUUUUCAUACUUUUUAUUUUAUUUGUUGGUUAUUGCUGUCUUAAAACUGUCCAAAUUUCUCAACACAAUUUAGUUUUUUGUGCGUAACCAUUUUUCUAUCAAAUAUAUCUUAAUCUUAAUAUCUCUCAGACGAUAUGAAUCAAAUAAUAUUGAUUUCAUAUUUGGAUCGGGAAAUUAAUAAAAUAAGUUACAUAUUUAUAGACAAGAUAUUAUAAUUAUAAAAUUUACAGUUAUCCACAUUAAAUUGAUUGAAUUUCAAUAGUUUUUAAAACCGCUUUGCAAAUAGAUGAAUUAUAUAUUUUACUAGUUUUUAAGUAAAACUAAUUUGGUCGCAAUGUGUUUUAUUUGCCGUCCUAAUGUUCCUUGGAUAUCAGUGAGAAUGGAUUAUAAUAAAUAUUACCUAUAUAUAAAAAUAUCUGGGCCGUUUUAAAAUUGGAAUGUCUUUUUGCGUAUAUAAAUUAUGAAUAAAAUUGUAUUAUAAUUAUAAACCUCAAACAGCUUAAAUUCUAUAUCACCUCAAUGCAGUUCAUACUAGAUUUAUAUAUUUCUUAUAGGAAAUCUAAUUUUAUUAUGUUUUGUUCUAGUACAAUCGUUUUACUUUUUUUUACUGCCUACUCUCAAGCUGUCUAUUGUUUAUAUUCUGUUUGUACUCGUGACAUAACUAUUUGAGGUUUAUAGUUUAUGGAUACGAACUAAAUAAUUAGUUCUAUAUUUAAAAAUCUAUUGGUGGUUUUUUUUAUUAAAAAAAGGAGAACAAUUUUACGUCCGGGUUCUUUAUAAUGUAACUUUCAGUUAUAGAAUCUAUGGAAAAGAACAAUCAUAUGCGCUUGUGUAUAGAAAACUUAUAGCAAUAAUGAAAUGUAUAUAAAUAAGCGGACGUAUAACAAAAAUUGUAUUUUUUUGUUUUGAAUUGGUAAUGGAGUUAAUAUUUUUAGAAUAAGUUAACAUAUUCAUACCAAGUGAAGGCUAGUCGCCACUUACCAGUUGUAUGCUUAUAAAGUACAUUAUUUACCGUUAUGUAAGUUAUUGCUCAGUUUUAUAAUACUUGAAUACAUUGUUAUGUUAAGUCCAUUAUUAUUUGUACGUUGGCAUUUAAACUUGGAGUAUUGUAAAAUUUCAAUUAAAAUUCGUGCUACCAGCAUUUAUUGGUUUUGGAUGAUGUGAAUUGAACAAAAUGUCAUGUGUAAACGGUGUAGUGAUUAGGAAUAAAUAAACAUCGUUUUUAAUAAA